UCAGUCGGGUGAUGUUUGGAAGCACGAACGAGCCGAACCCUUCCGCCGCUACCAUACGCCGGUUAUUAUAAAAGGACUCGUCGUGCAUCGUCCCUGUUGGAAGGAUUAUCUUCGCAUCAGCGAACCAAGUCGAAGCAAAGAUGGUGUCUUUCUCCUCUUGUCUCCGGGCCUUGACCCUCGGGUCCUCAGUUCUCGCGCUCCAGCCUGUCCUUAGACAGGACACCGGUCUCGAUACCUGGCUGAACACUGAAGCGAAUUUUUCUCGCCAGGCAAUCCUGAACAAUAUUGGCGCAGAUGGCCAGUCGGUGCAGGGCGCAAGCGCAGGUGUGGUGAUUGCAAGCCCGAGCAAAAGCGACCCGGAUUAUUUCUAUACCUGGACCCGGGACUCAGGUCUCGUCAUGAAAACCCUUGUCGAUCUGUUCAGAGGCGGAGAUGCCAAUCUUCUCCCUAUCAUCGAGGAGUUCAUUAGCUCCCAGGCUCGUAUCCAAGGCGUUUCAAACCCCUCUGGUGCUCUGUCUAGCGGGGGGUUGGGAGAGCCCAAGUUCAAUGCCGAUGAGACGGCAUUCACAGGCGCAUGGGGUCGGCCGCAGCGUGAUGGACCAGCUUUGCGAGCGACCGCUAUGAUCUCAUUUGGAGAAUGGCUAAUUGAAAACGGGUAUACAAGCAUCGCAACGGACCUGGUUUGGCCUGUUGUUAGGAAUGAUCUAUCCUACGUGGCCCAAUAUUGGAGCCAGUCUGGGUUCGACCUCUGGGAGGAAGUCCAAGGAACAUCAUUCUUUACUGUCGCAGUUUCUCAUCGCGCCUUGGUUGAAGGCAGCAGCUUUGCAAAGAGUGUCGGUUCCUCGUGCUCCUACUGUGACUCACAAGCACCCCAAGUCCGAUGUUAUUUGCAAUCUUUCUGGACUGGGAGUUACAUUCAAGCUAAUUUUGGUGGCGGGCGAUCGGGCAAAGACAUCAAUACUGUCCUAGGCAGUAUCCACACGUUCGAUCCCCAGGCGACGUGUGACGAUGCUACCUUCCAGCCUUGUUCGGCGAGAGCCUUAGCCAACCAUAAGUCGGUAACGGACUCGUUUCGCUCGAUCUAUGCCAUCAACGCCGGUCGCGCUGAGAACCAAGCUGUUGCUAUUGGUCGCUACCCUGAAGACAGCUAUUACAACGGGAAUCCCUGGUUCCUGGCUACCUUGGCCGCUGCAGAGCAGUUGUAUGACGCGCUGUACCAGUGGGAUCAUAUUGGAUCGUUAGCCAUCACGGAUGUUUCUCUGCCGUUCUUCAAAGCCCUGUACAGUUCUGCCGCGACAGGGACCUACGCAUCGUCCACGACGGUGUACAAAGAUAUUGUCAACGCUGUCAAGACCUAUGCAGACGGAUAUGUGCAAAUUGUCCAAACCUACGCUGGCUCUACCGGCUCGAUGGCUGAGCAAUUUACCAAGACGGACGGAAGCCAGACCUCCGCCCGCGACCUUACCUGGUCAUACGCUGCACUUCUUACGGCUCAUAACCGAAGAAACGCGGUUGUCCCUGCACCGUGGGGCGAGACCGCUGCCACCAGCAUUCCGUCGGCGUGCUCCACGACUUCCGCCUCAGGCACCUACAGCAGCGUGGUGAUCACCUCCUGGCCGACCAUUAGCGGAUACCCAGGCGCGCCAGACACUCCUUGCCAGCAGCCGACGACUGUGUCGGUGACCUUUGAUGUGACAGCUACUACUGUCUACGGUGAGUCGAUCAAGAUUGUGGGGUCGAUCUCUCAGCUUGGGAGCUGGGAUCCCAGUAGCGCGAUCGCAUUGAACGCGGAUCGAUACACUACAGAUAAUCCCUUGUGGACGGGGACAGUGAACUUGCCCGCUGGGCAGUCGUUCGAGUAUAAGUUUAUUCGCGUUCAGAAUGGCGCCGUUACGUGGGAGAGUGACCCUAACCGAGAAUACACUGUUCCUUCGUCUUGUGGCGUGAAAAGUGCUGUUCAGAGCGAUGUUUGGCGGUGAUUAUCAUCUCGGGGGUGACGACGAGGAAUCGCUACAUGGCAUUUGUAAUGUGACGCUAUACUAUAAUAUCUAGUACUAUAUCUGUUUUAUGAUAUAGAAGCUCGAAGCCAGUGGAAGCAAGAGAACAAUGGAGACAAGAUAUGGUUAGUGUCCGAUGGAAUCUCAUGACAUAGAUCUUAAGAAACAGUACCUACAGAGAUGUGUCAGAUUACCCUU
This is a messenger RNA of Aspergillus nomiae NRRL 13137, 2195 nucleotides long. Its product is annotated as putative glucan 1,4-alpha-glucosidase. Lineage: Eukaryota; Fungi; Ascomycota; Eurotiomycetes; Eurotiales; Aspergillaceae. The record is from RefSeq and is a predicted model, not a curated record. Gene Ontology annotation, biological process: polysaccharide catabolic process. The coding region runs from base 141 to 1979 and encodes 612 amino acids. Gene Ontology annotation, cellular component: fungal-type vacuole. The transcript is spliced from 5 exons. Gene Ontology annotation, molecular function: glucan 1,4-alpha-glucosidase activity; starch binding.